Molecule: messenger RNA, 3687 nt
Organism: Blepharisma stoltei
Lineage: Eukaryota; Ciliophora; Heterotrichea; Heterotrichida; Blepharismidae
Source: the annotation of a GenBank genome assembly
AUGCAAAAAAAAUCAGCAAGAAAUAUACUAAUUGAGGAUAAUUCUGCAUCAAGAUAGCAGCAGCUGAAUCAUUAUAAUAAAAUUCUAUUAAAAAUGAAAUUAUGAAAUUCAAAUUAUUGCAGGAUAUAACUCCAAAGCGAAAUAGAACUAUUAUUAACUCUCCUAGAAAUGGUUCAUUGCCACGCUCUUAUAGAAAUUCCCAAAUCUUACCCAAAAAUCCAAUCAAUGAUAAGUCUUCAUCUGCAGCCCUAGCUAAAAUUUCCCCUUAUGCCUCCCCUAGAGGUAGAAAAAGCAUCAUCCGCAAUAAAUUUUGCAGCCCACUUAUAGCUGCGCUCAAUACUUCUGAUAUGAAACUAAAAACUUCUAUCAACGGUAAUAUAAGUUCUCGAGAAUGUACUCAAGAAACAAGAAAAUCCUCAGAACCACCAACUCCUCAGCAAGAAUUCGAGUCCCUGCAGCUUCCUAUUACUCCUGGCACAGCCUUAUCAAAAUUUCAAAAAUAUUUAACCCCAUAUGAACAAGCUGAAAUUUUAUCAUAUAAGAAAAUAUAUUUCAUACUAUUGGAUUGAGUAUCAAAAUUUGGGGAUUUUGCUUAUAAAUCUAGCACAAAAUAAGAUUUGGCUGCCUAAUAAUUUUUUUAAAAAAAAAUAGGAAUAUAUUUUCUCGGACUAGGAGCUAAAAAGAUCUCAAAUAUAAAUUUAAAAAACUACGGAUAUGAUGACGAAAGGGGUGAUUAUAAUCUUAUUAUAGGAGAUCACAUUGAUUAUCGCUAUGAAAUUAUUUCCAUAAUUGGAAAAGGCAGCUUUGGGCAGGUCUGCAAAUGCUUUGAUAGAAAAAAGCAUUCCCUAAUUGCUAUGAAAAUCAUCAGAAAUAAGAAAAAGUUUUUAUACCAAGCUGGCAUUUGAAAUAAAGGUUUUAUCUCUUAUCUUAUCUCUAUCUAGUGGUCAACCCGCCUAGCGAUCCUUAUGGAUCAUUUCUUAAUCAAUCCGUUAUUCUUGUUUGCAGCAUCCUAUUAGCACACUUCUCUCUACACGUUCUGCGUGUUUCAAUGCUCUGUGUACCAGUGCAUCGUUCAUUCCUUCAUAGAAGACCUCUAACGCUUCAGUGUCACCCUCUACAGGUGAAUACGCUUCUAUUAUGGUAAGGUUACCUAUCGUUAGUGCAAUUGUCCUUCCUUGAGUUGAGUUUAUACUUUCUUCUAUAGUGAGACCCUUUUUAUAUAGAAACCCUACUCCAGCACUUCUGUCAGUCCCUGUGUUAUGGUACCAGUUAUACCUCUCUAUUCUUGGGAGCGCUUCGGAUGUAGAGCAAUGUGUUUCACACAUGCCAAUCACAUCCGCUUCAAUUUCUGCUAGGAGCUUUUUCUAUUUGUUCCUUUUUCUGCUUUAGUCCAUCAUGUUUAUGUGCGCUACAGUCAAAAAUCUGUGUUGAUGCUUCUCUUUAAUCUCUUCAUCUGUGGAUACUGUAGCCCAGCUUCCUGGGGUGUCCUUUUGCCGACGUCAUUUAUGCUCCUUAUUUCUUUCACUUCAAUUUUUUGUUCUUCUGCUCUUUCCCGAUUAUCUACACCUAAAUACCCUGAAUUAUUACUUUUGUUUUCUAUUGUCACUUUCCUGCCCAGAAUCUCUCCUACACGCAAUUUUGUGCUGCAUUUUUUCUUCCUCUUUUCUUUUCCUCCUAAUGCAGUCAGCCCUAAUUCUCUCUUGCCUCCUUUGCUCCAUUCUUUCAUGCCCUUCUUUAUUAUGGCCUAUUUGAUUGCAAGUGACACAAACUAAUGAUGUAGCAUGAUUCAGGUAAAGCCUCUUCCCUCUAAUGGAGAUUUCUUCCGGAAGAUCAACUGCUUCAUCAAUUUUACUAAAUUCCCCGUAUAUCUUGUAGCGUGAGUUGGGAUUGAAGUGCACUGCGUAAUAAAUCUCCCCAUCCUUCAAGGUGUUUUCAGCAAUAACUUCAACUACCUUUACACUUGGUACUGAGGUAUUCUAUAACCUCCUCAAUUCCAAUUUCUAUAGGUAGCGUCACCUGAAUCUGGUAACUUUGAAAAUUAAAGCUCACCGUUUUUGUUCAUCGGGCCAAUGGGGACAUGCCUCUUGCUAUCUUCUAGUUGUAUUGUGAUUUUACCUUGUUUCAGCAUUUGUCUUCUAGCUUGUUCGCUUGUGUAAAUCACUACGACAUCUCCUGAUGGCAAUUGCCUGCAUCUGAGUAUUUCUCCGGGUUUUGUCUCUAUUUCGAGCGCUAUCAUGAGCGCCAAAAACAAUUCCUUCUUUUCCACAUUCUGCUCUCUGUUGUCUUUGCUUCUAUUCAGGUAUUUUGAUAAGUAAACUUUCAUGGAGUUCUCAAGCAUUCGAGAUUCUUGUAAUUCUGGUAAUGUUUCUGUAGGGGCCGUGAAGCCGAAGAAAGUCCCACUCUCGCUUAAUCCCAGGUGCUGUAGUUCCGCAUCUUGGGCAGCCUUGAGCACGACCGUUUUCUUUUUCACCGACUCCAUUUACGCAAAAAUUAAAAAGAAAUAAAGGUUUUAUCAAUAAUUUCUUCUACCGAUAAGCAGGACUCCGCAAAUUUAGUCCAUAUGUAUGACAAUUUUACAUUUAGAAAGCAUAUUUGUUUGACUUUUGAGCUUCUCAGUAUAAAUUUAUAUGAACUUAUAAAAAAUAACAAUUUCAAAGGGCUACCUUUGAACCUCGUCAGACGAAUCGCAAUCCAACUACUCUACUCUUUACAAUUUUUAAAAAAAAAAAAUAUUAUUCACUGCGAUUUAAAGCCAGAAAAUAUUUUACUAAAACAUCUUACUCUCCUCAGCUCCAUGAGUGAGAAAAAUAUUUAUUAGAAAUUCUUAUUGUAAAAUCUAUUUUUUCAAAGUUUAAAAAUCCCAUUUCAAGAAAAUAAAAAAUUAAUUUAAACUUGCAAAUACUUGUGUUUUAGAAUUCAAUCUAUUCAAAAUGAAUUAUUUAGCUCGAAAUUCCAUUAUAAAAAUUAUCAUUUAAUAUCAAAAUAUUUUUAUAAAAACAACAUUUUGUGCUCUCGGGCAAGCAUGGGCUUUGGCGAAAAAAUAGGAAUUUUCCAAUGAUUUUACUCUCACGAAGGGUAAGAGUUAAUAAAUCCGGAAUAAAAAUAAUUGAUUUUGGCUCAGCUUGCCUAGAGGAUGAGUGCGUAUAUACUUAUAUUCAGUCACGAUUUUAUAGAGCGCCAGAAAUAAUCCUAGGAAUCCCAUACACAACUGCAAUAGAUAUAUGGUCUUUUGGGUGCAUUUUAGUAGAGCUCGCAAAUGCCUACCCUUUAUUUCCAGCUGAAAAUGAAGCUGAUCUUAUGACAAGGAUUAUGGAAAUUAAAGGGCUUCCACCAGAUAAUUUAAUUGAAAAAUCGACUCGUGCAAAUCUUUUCUUUAGUGAAGAACUUAUCCCUCUUAGUUUGCCGUCCCCUAAAGGAAGAAAUAGAAUACCAGGCAGUAAAUUGCUGACCGAUUUUUUUCCUUGUGGAGACAAACUGCUGCUGGAUUUAAUUGAAAGUAAAAUUUAUUUAGGAUGCUUAGAAUGAGACCCAGCCAAAAGAAUUACCCCAGAGCAGGCUUUAAAUCAUGCAUGAAUUCUUGACAUAAGCUUGAAGGCGGAAGUGAAAACUAGCUAUAUAAAACAUAGCAGAAGGCUGUCUUUACAAAAGCCGAAUCUGCCUUCAUUGAACCAUUCUUUAAGACUUUAA